Molecule: messenger RNA, 507 nt
Organism: Phytophthora sojae
Lineage: Eukaryota; Oomycota; Peronosporomycetes; Peronosporales; Peronosporaceae
Exons: 1
Coding region: 1-507 (168 amino acids)
Source: RefSeq, a predicted model, not a curated record
AUGAAGUGCAAAGAUUCACCUCUUGCUCUUUUCUUCUUCUUCAUGCCCGUGGCUCUAUGGCAGCAUAUUGCCGUUUGCUGUAACAACUACAAGCAUGAACAGCUUGAAUCGCGAGUGGAGGCGUACAUUGAGCGACGCGAAAAGAUGCUACGCCGCAGACCUGACGAAGAAACGCCAAUUCGGACGAGGAGUGAUGUGCGCAUGAGUUUGAUGGCCGUCAAGCCAGUCAUGCCACACGAAUUGUGCGUCUUCAUCGGCCUACUGUUGGCGCGGGCCAUCCAGCCAAACCGUGAGAAGGUCUCUAACCACUGGAAGCAGGCUGAUGAAGGUGGUAUUGCCCGAGGAGUCUUUACCAACUACAUGAAACGCGAUAGAUUCAUGGAGAUUUCGCGCAACUUGCACUUCUCCAGUAAUCUCGAUCAGACUGACAGAGCGUGGAAAAUCCGCAAAGUAGUUCACGUGCUGCAGCGGACAUUCCGACGAGGCUACAUCCCCCCGACCACGUAG